AUGGGCGCGUUGACAGUCUGCCUCUUCCUCUACGUCCUCCUCGUCCCGUGGAUCAGAGGGCUCCCGCCAGACUACCGCUCCUGGCGCCAAUCCGGCGAACUCUCCAAGGUCAUCCCAAUGCUCACAGCGUCGAUCGUGACCGGCUGGUCCUCGCUGUCGUUUACGCUCGCCCGGUGGUCCGGGCUCGGAUUUAUGGAGGGCAUCAUAGGCGCCUCCGGCGUCUACGCACUCGCCUUUGGCCUCCUCGGCCUCCUCCCCGCCCCCCGCGUCCGCCGCAGAUAG
Gloeophyllum trabeum ATCC 11539 is the source of this 282-nucleotide messenger RNA. RefSeq lists its product as uncharacterized. Lineage: Eukaryota; Fungi; Basidiomycota; Agaricomycetes; Gloeophyllales; Gloeophyllaceae. The record is from RefSeq and is a predicted model, not a curated record. The coding region runs from base 1 to 282 and encodes 93 amino acids. The transcript is spliced from 4 exons.